This is a messenger RNA of Neoarthrinium moseri, 1881 nucleotides long. RefSeq lists its product as uncharacterized. The transcript has 6 exons. Gene Ontology annotation, molecular function: iron ion binding; monooxygenase activity; oxidoreductase activity, acting on paired donors, with incorporation or reduction of molecular oxygen. The record is from RefSeq and is a predicted model, not a curated record. Lineage: Eukaryota; Fungi; Ascomycota; Sordariomycetes; Amphisphaeriales; Apiosporaceae. Bases 1 to 1881 code for a protein of 626 amino acids.
AUGAUUGGAGUGCAUCAAAAAUACACUGGUGAUCAACCGGGGCUCGAGUACAAAUCGCCCACGUAUGGUGCUCCCCCCGCUUUUGAGCUAGCGCAGCUGAAGAUGGAUCCCCCACGGACCCCACCUGUCAGCUCGAGGCUGGCCCGAGGGACGGAGAGUCGUGGUCGCGCGACGGAUGGGGCACCAGCAAUGCAUUCAAGCUCUAGAUGCCAACAGUUCCACUGGAUUGCACAGGGAAGAGAGGACGGUUCACCCAUUGACCCAACAACUUCAUCGCCUUGGGUGAAUCGUGCCGCCACCAGAAUCUACGUAUUUGCCAUAACGAUUAUCACAGUCUCGGCCCUUGCCCUCAUGGUAGAUGUCUUCUACAAAGAAACGGGAGUUCUAAGUGUCCGCCAAAAGACCAUCGGAGUGGUCCUGGUGCUGUUCGCCGUAUACACUCAGACAUUAUUGCGUGCAGAACAUGUUUAUCACACGAAGAUGACCCAGAGCGGCUGCAAACCAAUUAAUACAUAUAGAAAUAACCCCCUCGGCAUCCCGUUUCUACUGGAGUCAGGCAAGGCCCUGAAAGCAAACAGAUUCCUCCAGCUCCGCGCUGAGCAACUGCAGAUAUGGGGUCGGACAUUUCAGACCAGACUGUUCCCAGAGACCGCCAUGACAAUAAUUACAGACGAUCCUGAUAACUUGAAAACCAUACUUAGUACCAGAUUUGAGGACUGGAUCAUUCCAGAACAACGCAUCAAGGGCUUCUUACCAGUACUAGGGUCUCACUCGAUAUUUACUACUAAUGGCCCCGAAUGGCAGCAUUCUCGGGCCAUGCUUCGGCCUGCAUUUGUCAGAGAUCAAAUAUCGGACCUCGAAUGCUUUGAUAAGCAUAUAAAAAAGCUCACCAAGCGGAUUCCCAGAGAUGGUACCCGCUUUGACCUCCAAGCCAUGUUUGCGAUGCUCACAAUCGAUUCGAUCUCCGACUUCAUGUUCGGACGGUCAACCGAUGUUCUUGGUACUGCGGCAGAACGCGAUGUCAAAUUUGGCACCUGGUUCGACGCGUCAAUCGUGAAGAUCGCCUGGCGCGCCCGUCUUGGGUGGGUCACACAAGUAUUCCCGGAUUCUGAAUUCAACAAGUAUGCACAGUUUGUCCAUCGUUAUGUUGAUGAACUCGUUGAGGCUCGGAAAGGCUACCUAUCCACGAAUCCAAACACCAGCGAAGGUAGAAGAUAUGUCUUUCUGGACGAGUUGCUGCGGGCAGGGGAGCCGGACGAGGUUAUUCGUAGUCAGCUACUCAGCAUCUUCCUAGCUGGGCGUGACACGACUACGAGCGUUUUGACCUAUAUGUUUCUGAAGCUCUCUCAGAGACCUGAAGUCGUUGGUAGAAUUCGGAACGAAAUUAGAGAUUUGGGUGUGGUUGACCCAACCUGGGAACAACUGAAGAACUUGAAGUAUCUGAACUGGGUGGUCAAGGAGUCCUUGAGGCUCAAUCCGCCAGUACCGAGCAACGCCAGAGAGGCAAUACGAGACACCAUCCUUCCUAGAGGUGGAGGACCCGAUGGAAAGUCUCCCAUUUUCAUUCCUAAAGGUUCAGUCUGCCGCUAUGGAGUUUGGACAAUGCAGCGACGUCACGAUUUGUAUGGAGAUGAUGCGCAUGAUUUUCGACCGGAGCGAUGGGAAUCUCUCAAAGUUGGUUUCGAGUACCUGCCCUUCAACGGUGGCCCACGAAUAUGCAUUGGUCAACAAUUUGCACUUACCCAGAUGGCCAUGGUAGCAUUUCGACUGCUCCAAGCCUUUAAAUACAUUGAAAGGAAAGACGAACGACCUCCAGUUUUGAAGGUGGCCAUAAACUCAUCCUUGCUACAUGGGUGUUGGGUCAGUAUGACACCAGCGUAA